This is a messenger RNA of Rodentolepis nana, 177 nucleotides long. Lineage: Eukaryota; Metazoa; Platyhelminthes; Cestoda; Cyclophyllidea; Hymenolepididae. The record is from the annotation of a GenBank genome assembly.
CAAAAGUUUCGGUUCUUCGUGAAAGCUGACCCAGUCGCCUUGUUACUGGAAGCAUUUGAUGCUGCUUUGAGUGGAGAGAAGACAAGGCUGUUGAGAAUAUCUGCAGCCACCAUACGAUGCUUGUCGUAUUGCAGAAAGAUUGUAGACACAAGGGCAAGAGCCGAUCUUUGUAAUUGA